Histoplasma mississippiense is the source of this 216-nucleotide messenger RNA. RefSeq lists its product with no specific name. The transcript has 3 exons. Lineage: Eukaryota; Fungi; Ascomycota; Eurotiomycetes; Onygenales; Ajellomycetaceae. The record is from RefSeq and is a predicted model, not a curated record. Bases 1 to 216 code for a protein of 71 amino acids.
AUGGGGAAACAUCUUGACCCAGUGGAAACAUUACCUGAAGCCCCCCCGUACCGUCCCUCGCGAAAUCGGCUAUAUAAGUGGAAGAAGAACUUUUGCGUCGUUUUCGGUGCAUAUUCAUUGGCGGUUGGUGGCUUUGAUGAGCUAAGAACCUGGGGAUGCCAACAUAGCACAUUUUUAUAUGAUAUAUUCAUGCGCUUAGGCAAAAUGCCAUGGUAG